AUGAAAUAUUCAUCAUCUAUUCUGCUUGCCUCCGCAUGUUGGGCCUCGGCCGCCUUGAUUCAACAAUGCAGCACCGGCGAUGGUCUGCCGGUCAAGGCCGACUUAACGAAGGACCUGAACAACAGAUACUGUGGCGCCGUGAACCAAAUCCUAUACGAGAACGUGUCGCGAAGCGGUAGCUUUAAAGCCGUUACGGGUAUGGGCUCAAACGGAGAGUGUCGUAAGGAGGAUAAAGCCUACGGAGGUCCGAUGGCCCCCUUUGAUGCCGGUCUAUCCCUUCACUUUCGGGGACCACUUCAUCUCAAACAAAUUGCCGUUUAUAACCUCGCCUCCAAAACGAAGCGGGACGGGCUGGAGCUAGAGACGGAGCAAAAGGUCGAGGAUGAGACUAAAGCGUCCCCCAAAGUCGCCGCCCGCCAUAGUCGCGGUCACAAGCAUCUCCAUCGUGCUCACGUUGGUAAGAGAGCUGACAUUGUGACUGCUACUAUUGACGGAAAGGUUGUCACUUGGGAAAACAACUGGUUUGGCGGCGCGCCAACAGACAAACCUGCUGCUCCCUCAGCUCCUGCGGUGCAAGCUGGAGCCGGUGCUGCAGUAUAUUCGAAUAAAAAGACCGGAAACGAUGCUAAACCCAAGUCCAAAUUCGUCCCAUCAGGAUCUGACUGGGACAGAGUGGCUUACUACAACGCCAAAGACCAAACUGCGAAUAACGUCAUCUUCAUGGGCAACUACGGCGGCCAGGGAUCCGGCGCCUGGAGCAGCACCUGGGGCAAUUCUCUCGCCUACCUCAACGCCCAAGGCACCGGUGGUUCCUCAUCUCCCCAAACCCUCAAAGACAUCUACAUUCCCUCCAACAAGGAAUUCUCCGUCUUCUCCGCCGAGAAAUGCGACUCCAGCUGCGGCUUCUCACUCGCCCCAGACGUCGCAUACAAGGGCUUCAGCGGCGCCAGCAAGAUCUUCCUAUUCGAAUUCAAAAUGCCUCUUGAUGGCAAGCGUUGUCCUGACGGGGGGUACUCCUGUCCCGGACUCGCACCCGAUAUGCCUGCGAUAUGGGCUCUGAAUGACGCAAUCCCCCACGCCGCUCAGUAUAACGCCUGCUCUUGCUGGGACUCCGGGUGUGGCGAGUUUGACAUCUUUGAGGUCUUGUCGCCGGGGAAUAAGAGAUGCAUUACUGCCUUUCACAUGGAUAACGAUGCGAGGAGCUUGGACUAUUUUGAUAGACCGGUGGACAAGUUUAUCAAGGUGGCUGCUAUUUUUCAUGGGAAGAGUGGCAGUAUUGCGGUGAAGAAGUUGUCUGAUCGGGUUGACUUUUCCAAGGGUCUUGAUGAUGGGACUGUUUUGGGAUGGUUGAAUCGGCCGAUGGAUGAGGUGGAGUCCAAGUUGAGCAGCUUGUUCCAGAUGCCGAGCUGA
Messenger RNA from Pochonia chlamydosporia 170, 1410 nucleotides. RefSeq names its product TOS1 protein. Gene Ontology annotation, cellular component: fungal-type cell wall. The coding region runs from base 1 to 1410 and encodes 469 amino acids. The record is from RefSeq and is a predicted model, not a curated record. The transcript has 3 exons. NCBI's taxonomy places the organism in Eukaryota, Fungi, Ascomycota, Sordariomycetes, Hypocreales, Clavicipitaceae.